Messenger RNA from Lutra lutra (Eurasian river otter), 2094 nucleotides. It is a transcript of the gene CPN1, whose product is annotated as carboxypeptidase N subunit 1. Gene Ontology annotation, molecular function: zinc ion binding; metallocarboxypeptidase activity. The record is from RefSeq and is a predicted model, not a curated record. Gene Ontology annotation, biological process: proteolysis. NCBI's taxonomy places the organism in Eukaryota, Metazoa, Chordata, Mammalia, Carnivora, Mustelidae.
GAGUGCAAAAACCUUCCAAAAGGUUUCCCUGGAUGAGGAGAAGCAGAGAGAUGGGGGAGGAGAGAUGAGUGGCUGCUCUAGAGCUACAUAAAUAAUUUCCAGCUCUAAACGGGACAAUUCUGAACUUCCUUGCCAGGUUUGGUCACGCUGGUGUUUACUGGUGGGGAAACCAGGAAGAGCUGGUUCUUGGUCGUUGGAUUUUGACUAGUUACUGCGAGAGGUGGAGCCAAUUUUAGUGGGUCUCUUUGAAAAAGCCCAGCAAGAUGUCAGGGCUGCUCUCAGUCUCCUUCCACCUUAUCCUCCUCUUCAAGUUUGUUGCCCCAGUGACCUUUCGCCACCACCGCUAUGAUGAUCUUGUGCGGACGCUGUACAGGGUGCACAACGAAUGCCCCUACAUCACGCGGGUUUACAGCAUCGGGCGCAGCGUGAAGGGGAGACACCUCUACGUGCUGGAAUUCAGCGACUACCCUGGGAUCCACGAGCCUCUGGAGCCGGAAGUCAAGUACGUGGGAAACAUGCACGGCAAUGAGGCGCUGGGCCGCGAGCUGCUGCUGCAGCUGGCGGAGUUCCUGUGCGAGGAGUUCCGGAACGGGAACCAGCGCAUCGUGCGGCUGCUGGAGGGCACGCGUGUGCACAUCCUGCCGUCCAUGAACCCCGACGGGUACGAGGUGGCCGCCGCCCAGGGCGCAGACAGUUCUGGGUAUCUGGUUGGCAGGAACAAUGCGAAUGGAGUGGACCUGAACCGCAACUUCCCGGAUCUCAACACCUACAUCUACUACAAUGAGAAACACGGAGGCCCCAACCACCACUUGCCUCUUCCAGACAACUGGAAAAGUCAGGUGGAACCGGAGACACAGGCUGUGAUCCAGUGGAUCUGCUCCUUCAACUUUGUUCUUUCAGCCAAUCUCCAUGGAGGGGCAGUGGUGGCCAAUUACCCAUAUGACAGAUCCCUUGAACAUCGGGUCCGAGGGUUCCGCCGGACUGCCAAUACCCCCACGCCCGAUGACAAGCUUUUCCAGAAGCUGGCCAAGGUCUACUCGUAUGCACAUGGAUGGAUGCACCAAGGUUGGAACUGUGGGGAUUAUUUCCCAGAUGGCAUCACCAAUGGGGCUUCCUGGUAUUCUCUCAGCAAGGGAAUGCAAGACUUUAACUAUCUCCACACCAACUGUUUUGAGAUCACGCUGGAACUGAGUUGUGACAAGUUUCCUCGCCAGGAGGAAUUACAGCGUGAAUGGCUGGGUAAUCGAGAAGCUCUAAUCCAAUUCUUGGAACAGGUACACCAGGGUAUCAAAGGAAUGGUGCGUGAUGAGAAUUAUAAUAACCUUGCGGAGGCUGUCAUUUCUGUUAGUGGGAUUAACCAUGACAUCACUUCAGGUGACCGUGGUGAUUACUUCCGGCUGCUGCUUCCAGGUACCUACACUGUCACUGCCACAGCACCUGGGUUUGACCCAGAGACAGUGACUGUGACCGUGGGUCCUGGGGAACCAAAACUGGUUAACUUCCAUCUCAGGAGAAGCGUCCCUCAAACAGCCCCACCGAGGAGAGUUCCCAACUCAGGACAUGGAGGCAGAGGCAGACCAAAGCAAGUGCAGCCCCAGGUCGCCAGGAAAGAGGAGAUGGAGAUGACGCAGCCCCAGAGUCCCUGCCUGAGAUCCACAGUGCUGGGGCCACACGGUAGAAAGGCUUGUUCCCACUUUCCCAUCACAUGAAGCUUUCUUUCUAUUUUAUUAUCUGGUAUAUAUUUAAAUACAACCAUAUUCAGAACAAUUCAGAAUGGUCUCUGUUCCCGGGGUGAGAUCCUCUGAUGUGGCAUUGCAUCCAGUCAGCGGAUUCAGUAAGAUUUUCCAAUUCUGGGGCUAUGGUUUGGAUCCAGAAGGCUCCACGUCAGUCAACACUGCAUCUGGAGACCAGCGGCUGGUUGGCCGUCUACCUCCAGAGUCCAGCCCCAAGCCUGCAACAUAGCAGGCACUCGGGAGAUUCCAGAAUGCAUGGCUGAAAGGCUGAGAUGAUUCAUCAUGGGUGUUGUUCCCAUAGCAAGGCCAGGUGACCAAGUCUUUGGCCAUCCCAGAGGACUAUUUCAACAAUAGCCAACAG